Messenger RNA from Panonychus citri (citrus red mite), 1387 nucleotides. Its product is annotated as biotin--protein ligase-like. Gene Ontology annotation, molecular function: biotin--[biotin carboxyl-carrier protein] ligase activity. The transcript is spliced from 2 exons. Gene Ontology annotation, biological process: protein modification process. Bases 111 to 1202 code for a protein of 363 amino acids. Gene Ontology annotation, cellular component: cytoplasm. The record is from RefSeq and is a predicted model, not a curated record. NCBI's taxonomy places the organism in Eukaryota, Metazoa, Arthropoda, Arachnida, Trombidiformes, Tetranychidae.
AUUGCAUUUGGAAAAAGUUAAAUGUUGAUUUUAGUUUUUUUAGUAACAUCAGACUAAUUAGAUUUAGAAUUGUGUGAUCAAUUGUUUUCAUUUAGAAUUUAUUUAUUAUUAUGAUAAAACCUAAUAUAAGAAUGUCUUCCAUUUUAUCUAACCAACGAAUUACCUCUUGUGUGAAAAAAGAUUCAGUUGAUUCAAGUGUUUCACCUUCAAUUACUGCGGCUUAUUGUGUCUCUCGUUACAAUAAUUGCUUAAAUGACAAGUUAAUUAGAGAGGUUAAUAGUAAUUCCAGUUUACCUGUUUUCAUCAAAAAUGGUGGAAAUGGUGGUGAUGAGGUUAUUGAAACACAUCCGAGGAUACCAAUCAUAUUUAAUGUUCCACUUACCUCAUUACCUUUUACUUCAUUCAACUUUGAUCGGUAUUUUUCUAAUCUGGAAUCAUUUCGCUUUGGUCAUACUGUUGUUUAUUCUGAAGUGACCACAUCAACUAUUCACCUUAUGGAGCCAUUGACCUCUAUUGAUGGUUUAAUAGUUGUCGCUGGACAGCAAACUCAGGGCAGAGGAAGAAGUGGAAAUCUUUGGGUUUCUCCUAAAGGAUGCGCCAUGUUUUCAAUCUCAUGUCACAUUCCACUUUCAUCUCGACUUGGACAAAGUUUGGGUUUGGUUCAGCAUUUGAUUUCUUUAGCAAUUUACCGAGGGAUAACAAGAGAAUUGGGUUAUGAGAAAUCAGAUUUACAUCUUAAAUGGCCGAAUGACAUUUACUGGGGACGAACUGUUAAGAUUGGUGGGAUUAUCGUCUCUUCCAGUUUGAUUGGAAAUGAUGUUCAUUGUGUUGCUCAUUGUGGUAUCAAUGUUAACAAUUCCCAUCCAACUCAACCAUUAAAUCAAUUGCUGGCUAAUUAUCCUGAAACGAAAAAUUUACCCCCAUUAACUAUUGAAGAAGUGAUCGCUAGAACAUUAAAUGAGCUUGAUUAUUUAAUCAAAGAGACAGAGAGAGCUGGCAUUGAGAUGAUUAAGAAACUUUAUAUUCAACAUUGGUUGCACUCUGAUCAAAAGAUUCUUAUGGCUGAUAAUAAGGAAGUAAUCAUCAAGGGCAUCGAUGAUCAUGGUUUCAUGUUGGUUGAAGAUUCAACGGGGAAAAUUUUAACCGUUCAACCUGAUGGAAAUCGUUUUGAUAUGAUGCAAAAUUUGAUUGUUAAGAAGUGAAAUUAUUGCUCAAAAUCAAUUGACGAUUGUUUUUUUCAUCGGAUAUUUUAUUUUUUUUCUUCUGCUUCCUGUGGUCUUUUAAUGUCCCUCUAAUUAUUAUUCAGUGGUUGCAUUGAUAUAUAUUUAUUUUUGGAUUAAAUCACUUUUUGGUUAUCAAUGAAAAAUUGAUUACUACCCAAUUGUAA